Molecule: messenger RNA, 892 nt
Organism: Paraphaeosphaeria sporulosa
Lineage: Eukaryota; Fungi; Ascomycota; Dothideomycetes; Pleosporales; Didymosphaeriaceae
Exons: 1
Coding region: 304-786 (160 amino acids)
Source: RefSeq, a predicted model, not a curated record
CAGUAAGGUCGCUUGGGCGCGCCUGCAAUGAGCAGUCACCUUCGCACUGGGUUGUCAUGACGCCCGGCGUCAAGCGCGAGAUCGGGCUCACCUGGAUUGCGAUUCCAACAACACUUGGACUCGGCCGCUAUUUCAGCUCGACUACCAAUCGACCCUCAACUGACUUCUCCAUGGCAGAACCCACUGCAGACGACAAUACAGCGAUGGAACGCAGAGACUCUUCCCCGAACUCAACCUCGUUCAACCACCACCAGGUUCUCCCCAGCGUCUUCGUAUGCAACCAAGGCAGCAACUGUGAAGUGAAUGGACGAAGCCUGCGCUUGUCAAGAUGCACAUUACGCGCGCGCAGACCGGGUCUGCAGCACAGAGACUCUCCCCGAAUUCCACCUACCGGACCUGAAAAAGUAUCUCUGUAUGUCUGGCUCGAUAUCUGGGCACAAUGACGCUCCUCGCCGCCUCCACCGUCCAGCUCGUCUUGCUCAGCACAGAGCAGACUCAAGCCUGCCAGUGCCAGCGUGCUUAUGCCGUGUUCUUCGGGUUUCUGCUUGCUCGAACUGUGGCCACGUCGCGGUGGAGCUUCUGCUUGUUUGGAAAAGCAGCGCAGAGCCUGGCUGGACGGUCUGGGCCGUUCCUCGCUGUAGAGCCACCACGGGGGCUGGCCAAGGUGUGCUCCAUUCGAUCUUCUGCCGGCCAAUUCCCUCUGUGGCUACGACCCCAAGAAUCUGUAUCUGUAGAGUUCACAGGCAGGCGUCGUUCUUCGGCUUAGUACUCCACAUACAUACUUGACAUCGCCCUAGCGGACGAACAUAUCGUUCCAAACCCUACCUAACAGCCCACAGAACGAGGAGUCACAGAGUCUCAAGGACUAACAUAACCUCGCUUGAAUCUUGAU